GUGAAAAAUACGAAAUUUUUAAAAAUUUAUCUACAUCAAAAGCUCAUCGAAUUUCUUUUAAUGAUAUACUAAAACUUAUGGAUAAGUGUGAUAAGUUAGAUGAAAAUGUUGUACGCUCAUUAAAUUUCAAUGCAUAUGUUGAAAAAUACAAUGAAGGCAAUCCUUUAUUUGACGGGAUUGUUCCAGGAACUAAAUGGUGUGGCACUGGUGAUAUUGCUAAGAGUUAUCAUGAUUUAGGAUCACGAGCAAGAGUUGACAGAUGUUGUAGAGCUCAUGAUUUGUGUCCAAUAAAAAUUCGGGCAUACAAAAGUCGUUACAACUUAAUGAAUAACUCAUUUUUCAGCAAAUCUCAUUGUAGUUGUGAUAAGGCCUUUUACGAUUGUUUAAAGAAUAUCAAUCAUAUCUCAGCAAGAGUCAUUGGUAAUAUAUACUUUAACAUUGGUCAACCAGUAUGCAUAGAAGAUGUAUUCUCAUCUAAAAAUAAAUAUUUAAGGAGAUUUGUUCCUGUAAAAACAAGAUUUUAACUUCCAAAAUAGCUUUCAACAUUUAGAAAAUUAUGAUACUAAUAGUGUACUAAUAUUAUUAAUUAUUCU
This is a messenger RNA of Ceratosolen solmsi marchali, 593 nucleotides long. RefSeq names its product phospholipase A2. Gene Ontology annotation, molecular function: A2-type glycerophospholipase activity. Gene Ontology annotation, biological process: phospholipid metabolic process; arachidonate secretion. The coding region runs from base 78 to 524 and encodes 148 amino acids. Lineage: Eukaryota; Metazoa; Arthropoda; Insecta; Hymenoptera; Agaonidae. The record is from RefSeq and is a predicted model, not a curated record. The transcript has 4 exons.